AUGGCAGGAGUUCUCUUCAACAUUGCUCAGGGGAUCCUUGGGAAUUUGAGUCCUCUGGCUUUCAAAGAGAUCAAUCAGCUCUGGGGUUUCAAAGAUGAGCUUAAAAAGCUUAAGGGCACAGUUUUCACAAUUCAAGCUGUGCUUCUGGAUGCGGAGGAGCAACAGGUUGGGAGUCAUGCAGUUAGAAAUUGGCUGGAAAAGCUAGAGGAUGCCAUGUAUGAUGCAGACGACUUGCUAGAUGAUUUCUCCAUUGAAGCUCUGCGGAGAGAGAUUAUGACCCGUGAUAAGACGGCAAAAGAGGUAUGCAUCUUCUUUUCCAAAUCAAACCAGCUUUUAUAUGCUCUUAAAAUGGGCCAUAAGAUUAAGGUGAUAAGAAAGAGGUUAGAUGCUAUUAAUGCAGACGCAAUGAAUUUCAACUUAAAGUUGCGCACUAAAGAGACACCAGUCAUGAAUAAGAAGAGGGAUAACACUCAUUCUUUUGUACAAGCUGAAGCAAUUAUUGGUCGAGAGUGUGAUAAGAAGGCAGUUAUAAGCCAUCUGAUGGACUCUAGUGUCAAAGAGAAUGUUUCAAUCCUUCCAAUUGUUGGCAUCGGGGGAUUAGGAAAGACUACACUAGCUCAACUCAUAUUCACUAGUAAGGAGAUUGAAAAGCAUUUUGAGCUAAAAAUGUGGGUUUGUGUCUCCGAUAACUUUGAUGUUAAAAUCAUUGUUGAAAAAAUCUUAGAAUCUGCAACAAAUAAAAAAACAAAAAAGCUUGCAAUGAAUACUUUGGUUAAAGAACUUCGAAAAAAUAUUGAUGAAAAGAAAUUCUUACUCGUUCUGGAUGAUGUGUGGAGUGAGGAUAUUAACCAGUGGCUUAAGUUGAAAGAAUUGUUGAUGGGUGGUGCAAGAGGCAGUAAAAUAUUAGUAACUACACGCAGUGAAAAGGUUGCAAAUAUUACCCACACAAUUAAACCACAUUUAUUAAGUGGUUUAAAUGAGCCUGCAUCAUGGUUUUUAUUUAAGCAGACUGCAUUUGAGAAAGGACAAGAGCCGAAAAAUUCAAUCAUCGUGGAAAGUGGGAGGGAGAUUGUAAAAAAGUGUGCAGGUGUCCCUCUCGCUAUAAGGACAAUGGGAAGCUUAUUGUACUCUAAAACUUCAGAAACAGAGUGGUUGACUUUUAAGAAUAAUGAACUCCCAAAAAUAACUCAAAAAGAAAAUGACAUCUUACCGACGCUUAAGCUGAGUUAUGAUUAUCUUCCAUCACACUUGAAGUACUGCUUUGCUUUUUGUAGUUUGUUUCCAAAGGAUUACAAGAUUGAUAUAUCAACACUUAUUAAGCUUUGGAUAGCACAUGGGUUUGUUAAGUCAUCUGAUGAUCAAAAUCAAUGCUUGGAAGAUGUUGGUAAUGAAUAUUUUAUGGAUUUACUUUUGAGAUCAUUCUUUCAAGAAGCUAAGAUGGAUGAGUUUGGUAAUGUAAUUGAAUGCAAAAUGCAUGACCUCAUGCAUGAUCUUGCCACAUCAGUGGCAGGAUCGUGGAUCACCACAUUAGAUGAUAAGAAGAGAAACAUUGAUGAGAAAGCUCGUCAUGUAUCAGUUGCUUACGGUAUAAAUAUUUCACGUGGAGUUCCAACUUUAUUGUGUAAAGCAAAUAGGAUGCGAACAUUUCUUUGCUUUGGAUUGUCAGUCGAGGAUAAUAUUGAUUGUGAUUCAACUUUUUCGAGUUCCAAGUUCUUACGCGUGUUGGAUUUGCAUCAUGAUUUUACAGUUUAUUCUACUUUUGAUAGUUUGCCAAAUUUAAGCUCUAUCGGGAAGUUGAAGCAUUUAAGGUAUCUUGAUCUAUCUGGAAACAAAAUUAUGAAGAAGUUGCCUGAUUCUAUAACCAAUUUGCAAAAUUUGCAAACACUAAGACUCUCCAAUUACAUAGUGGUAGCAGUGGUUUACAAGAACUAA
This is a messenger RNA of Corylus avellana, 1932 nucleotides long. Lineage: Eukaryota; Viridiplantae; Streptophyta; Magnoliopsida; Fagales; Betulaceae. The record is from RefSeq and is a predicted model, not a curated record.